Betta splendens (Siamese fighting fish) is the source of this 3349-nucleotide messenger RNA. Its product is annotated as substance-P receptor-like. Gene Ontology annotation, cellular component: sperm midpiece; plasma membrane. Lineage: Eukaryota; Metazoa; Chordata; Actinopteri; Anabantiformes; Osphronemidae. Gene Ontology annotation, biological process: G protein-coupled receptor signaling pathway; positive regulation of flagellated sperm motility. The transcript is spliced from 7 exons. Bases 293 to 1480 code for a protein of 395 amino acids. The record is from RefSeq and is a predicted model, not a curated record. Gene Ontology annotation, molecular function: substance P receptor activity.
AUAGGGAGGUGUGAGUGAGUGAGUGAGUGAGUGAGUGAGUGAGUGAGUGAGUGAGUGAGUGAGUGAGGCCAGUGCAGGGAGGCGGUGAAUGGCCAGUGUCCGUGGUUGGAGCUGCGUCGCGCGUCUUGGCGCAGUGUCCGUCGGAGCGCGCUGGAUCUCGCCGUGCGUAAAGACAGUUUCAGGCCAAAAACAGCGAACCGCUCCGUUUCCAAACACGCUGCUCCGUUGUUUCCUAAUAGGAAACGGACUCUUCUGGUAACGGGACCUGGUCUAUUUUUACCAUUGCCAGAAAAUGGACCCUGUCUACAACGCCACCGACUGUUUCCCCGCUAACGGGACGAACGCGUCCUUGAACUGCAGCGGCUUCAACCAGUUCGUGCAGCCGGUGUGGCGGAUCACGCUGUGGGCUGUCGCUUAUUGCAGCAUCGUCGUCGUGUCCGUCGCUGGCAACGUGGUGGUUAUCUGGAUUAUCCUGGCGCAUAAACGCAUGAGAACCGUCACCAAUUACUUUCUGGUGAACCUGGCCUUUGCCGAAGCGGCCAUGUCAGCGUUUAACACCGUGAUCAACUUCGUCUACGCUGUUCACAACGACUGGUACUUUGGCCUGGCCUACUGCCGCUUCCAUAACUUCUUCCCCAUUGCAGCCAUAUUUGCCAGCAUUUGCUCCAUGACGGCCAUCGCUUCGGACAGGUACAUGGCCAUCAUCCACCCGCUGCAGCAGAGGCUGUCCUCCACAGAGACCCGCCUCGUGAUCGCCGUGAUUUGGGUUCUGGCUCUGCUUCUGGCCUUCCCUCAGUACUACUACUCAUCGACCACCCCUCUGCCCGGACGCACAGUCUGCUACAUAGACUGGCCUGAAUACGCCACCGUGGACUUCAGGAAGAUCUACUACGUGUGCGUGACCCUGCUGAUCUACUUCCUGCCCCUCGGCAUUAUGGGAUGCGCGUACACCGCCGUGGGCAUCUCCCUGUGGGCCAGCGAGAUUCCCGGGGACUCGUUGGAGCACUACAGGGAGCAGCUCCUCGCCAAACGCAAGGUGGUGAAGAUGAUGGUCGUGGUGGUGUGCACGUUCGCCGGCUGCUGGCUGCCGUACCACGUCUACUUCCUGCUGCACCAGUUCUUCCCCGACGUGUUCGAGCAGCGCUACAUCCAGCAGGUGUACCUGGCCGUCAUGUGGUUGGCCAUGAGCUCCACCAUGUACAACCCGGUCAUCUACUACUGCCUCAACAGCAAGUUCAGAGCCGGCUUCCAGCAGGUGUUCUGCUGCUGUGCUCCCACGGUGGCCAAAGACGAGCUGGAGCUCAAGACGCCGCGUUACCUGCAAACACAGGUGAGCUCGUACCGAGCCAGUCGCAUGGAGACCGUGGUUUCCACCGCCGUCUGCCCGGGAGAGAGGGCGGCGCCGGAGGUCACAUCCAACGGCUCAGAGGCCAAUAAUAACACAGCACCGCCACGUACAGCACCCCGUGGAACGCUGUGAACCCUGACGGUCCGGGAGCGUCUCCGCGGUGGACCUCGCACCCGCUCGGUUCGUCACUCAGCCUGCAGCUUCGCUCAGCGCGACCCUGCUCCUCCCUUGGCAACAGUCGGGUCACACUGCGUCCGUCCAACCAGCACCUGUUGGGCCGGAUUAGCCCCUUGUUUUGACUUUGUGUGGAGGCCACAGGUCGGCUGAAUAUAGAUCCGCACACAGAAGCGUCAAUAAACGGAGGGGAAGGGUAAGAAAACACGAGGCCAGACACCGUGGAUACGCUGUGGAUCUGAGAGGACGGUACAAGGAAUUUGCAGAACGCUCCGUCCACCGGACCGGAGGAGACGAGGUGUCCUGAACGCUGCCAUCUGACCCACGUGACCCACUCUUAUUUUCAGCUGGUGACUCGGUGCCAAGCAGCUGUUCCCUGUUGUCUGUGCGUCUGGAACCAAAAGGUCACACGGGACCAGGAUCCUUGAAACCAAUACAAGAACCCGGACAAACAAAACCCAGCCUGACGCGCUGCUCCAGCUCAUCUGUGAUGCAAUCCGAGCCCGGCUGCUUUCUAUCAUCCUCCUUAUUUCAAAUUCAUUCCACCAAGUUUGACUGGAAGCACCUUAAAAUGUUGAAUCCUGCUUUUUGGUGCAAAGGCCGGUUUACAUAUAAUCACAAAGUACCCCCCCACUGCACACACUGCCUCCUGGUGUUCAGUCCUAGCACUGCAGUGAUAAUAUGACAAAAUAACAAACACACAAGACCGUAUUUUCCGAUUCAAACCUUGAAUCCCAAAAGAAAUGAUACUUAAACAGAGCUACUCGUGUUCACAUAUAGAACAUGACUCAUUGUAAAAUUCGAGCUUAUUCAAAUAAAUAACAUGCUCUGACGUCCACAUGCUGCGAUUCAGUUGGAAAAAUACUCAGUGAAGAUAAAGACUGCAGGACUGAUAACAAGGUCAAACUCCUCUGCCUUCACGCGGACGCGAGGCUUCAGCCUGCGAAAUCAGCUUUCAACACGAAACACGGCCAUUUCACGAGAAGCCGUGAUUGAACCACAAUAUAAUCAUUUACAUGGCUUCUAAACCUGGAACCUGCCUUAACUCUGGGAACUUCUAGCGGUCAGUCAGGAGAACUUUGUGUACGACUCUGCAGUAAAUGAUCAACACAUCCGUUUAAGGGUCCGAAUGGACGGCGAGGCUAAGACACGAGAAAGGAAAAAAAAAAUGCUGUACAAUCACUCAAUCAUUUGUUUCUUUUUAUAAUUUAAACACUUUUCAUUAUACAAAAGAAGGGAAAAUAAACUGUGAAAUCAGUCCAACAAAAUUUACAUCCAGGAAACAGUCACAGCUUUAAAGAAAACAGUACUUUACAGAAAUGUGUGCUUUGGCUCUGCUCAAGUGCUAGGAGGCUUUUAACACAAGUGUUAAAAUGCUGAGCUGCUGUUCCUUUGGUACAAAAUUCAUCAAAACUGUAAAAACAUCUGACAAUUAAUGACCAGAUAGCGAUCGAGUUCCCAUUAACACUGAUAAUCACUGAACACAUGUUCAGAAAAUAUUUUUCACCUUUACACAUCAGGUUACACAUGCAUCUUCACCUAUACACAUUAAUUACAUGAACCUGAGUGUAAACUUCACAGAGAAGCUAAGCGUUGUCUGUGUUUCAGUCCGAGUCAUCUUGAAGCAGUGACUCCUUCUCUCCGUAUGAAGUGCUCACAUGUGCGUCGCCGUCUGACUCAAAUAUCUGCAUCUGGACCAAAAAAAAAGUUAUAAAAGUUAUUACAGAAGAGUUCACAAAUGGAAGAGUGGCCACAAUGAACCCAGGAAGUGACCUCACAACCGCUCUGUUCUACAUUUGACCUAAUAAAACAUCUUUUUAGCUGUUA